Molecule: messenger RNA, 917 nt
Organism: Mobula hypostoma (lesser devil ray)
Lineage: Eukaryota; Metazoa; Chordata; Chondrichthyes; Myliobatiformes; Myliobatidae
Gene: iqck
Product: IQ motif containing K
Exons: 9
Coding region: 26-877 (283 amino acids)
Molecular function (GO): protein binding
Source: RefSeq, a predicted model, not a curated record
UGCCUAGUAACGCGUACAGCCGAACAUGGCGAAGGUGAUCGGAACGCCUGUGGAGAAGAACCUGUGGCAGGAGAUCUGCGCAGAAUUUGAAGCAAACAGUUCUCGCAUAUUUGAGGAUCCAAAAUUGGAUGCAGCCUCUGUGUCUACAGAAAUUUCUCAGUACGAUGCCAGCAAACAUUCCCCUGUCUUUUAUGGUCAUAUGGUAGCAAAGGUUUCAGUGGAUACUUCGUUGUUAGAACACUUCAAUCCUGAAUAUUCUCAUCCAGCACUUUUGGGUCAUGCAGUUGUUCAGAAACCUCCACUCCCUUUAAGUCCAUCCCCUCCUCCACCUCCUUCACCACCUGAUCCAAGAACAUGUUCCCCAAGACAAUAUUUGGAACACUACAUAUUCCCAGUGCUUCUCCCAGGUUUGUUUGAAACCCUUACACAAGCUAAAAAGGAGAAAUGUUUUGAGAGAAAAAGGACCAAGUUCAAUGCUUGUGACUUUCUGGCAGAAUGGUUGUACAACAACAAUCAAAGCAGAUUUGGCAAGGAAUUCGUUGGCUUCUUUGAAAUUCCCUUCGUUAAAAAUUGGCUUCAGGAUCAUCCUCGGCCGCCAAUCCCUCUGUCUCUUUUGUUGUCAGAAGAUGAAGCAGCUCUUGUAAUUCAGUCCUUCUGGAGAGGAUAUAGGGUUCGCUGUGAAUCAGAGAUACAGGAGCUUCGCCAGUGGCAAAGAGAAUUGAGAGAAGAAAACAGAGGUUAUACUAAAAAGAUCAUUAAAUUUUGGGCUGAACAGGAAUUUAAAGUUGGACAGAAAAUGGAGGAAGAGGAAAUUGAAGAGUCAAUGAUUACCCCUGCUGAAGUACCUGUUAAAGUUCCUACUCCAUCUUGUAAUUAAAUGUCACAUGACUUCUUUUCUUAAUAGGAGUUUUUCUUCC